AUGGCGAAGGGUUUGCGCUGUAAGACGAAAAGGGCCUUCAGGGCAGUGAAGAGGCAGCAUGUCAGCGCCACAGUCGAAGCAACACGCAUGGAGACUCUGCAACAGCGGCUGCUGAUGAUACAGCGGGGCGAAGAUCCUAUGGCAUUCAGUAGGAGACCUUUGAACAAAUUCCUUUACCCAGAUGCUGCAGACGCAGUAUUUCCCCAGAAAACUCCAGGAGCACGUCCAUUGGACUUUCGAUCCGAGGCUUUGCCGCUUGCUGGCAUGGUAGGAUGGGGGCAGAGGAAGAAGUACACGGAGGAGGAGAAGAUUGAGUUGGUGUCGCUUUUCAACUGUCUCCCUGGGCGCACCGAAGGGCCUGAGGUGCAAGGAGCUCGUGAGGCUUUCAAACGAAGAGCGGCUGCAGCCUUCGUGGGUGAAGCCGACAUGACGGAGGCUGCCUGCCCCCGCAGCAGCAGCAGCAGCGCUGAGGCUGCAGCGGCGGAGCAAGCGGACGACGCAGGAGCUACAUGCAUGCUUGCAGAAGAUGCGACUAGCGACAUGCUUGCAGAAGAUGCGGCUAGCGACAUGCUUGCAGACAUGCGGAGAAGGCAAGUGCCCGUGGUGAAGGACGGCCUUAUCAAGCAGAAAGCCUUGCCCUCCAAGGCUCAACGCAAACGCAGACAGAAGGAACGCUCACUUUAUGCUGCUGCUGCUGCUGCUGCUGCUGUGCGAAACGACUCGCUUUUUGGCGGAGAAAAAGGGGAAGCGCCAGCCGUUGCUGUUGCUGAAUUCGCAUAA
This is a messenger RNA of Cyclospora cayetanensis, 780 nucleotides long. RefSeq lists its product as uncharacterized. NCBI's taxonomy places the organism in Eukaryota, Apicomplexa, Conoidasida, Eucoccidiorida, Eimeriidae. The record is from RefSeq and is a predicted model, not a curated record. The coding region runs from base 1 to 780 and encodes 259 amino acids. The transcript has 3 exons.